Clunio marinus is the source of this 1278-nucleotide messenger RNA. The record is from the annotation of a GenBank genome assembly. Lineage: Eukaryota; Metazoa; Arthropoda; Insecta; Diptera; Chironomidae.
ACUACUGUUCGAGAUAUGGUCGAGCUUACAGCUAUUGGUUUCUUAAGACAACUAUAAGAAAGAUAAAAGUUAAGAAUUUUAGUGUUUCGUGCUAAAAUUAAGUGACUUUCAUUGUUUGUAGUGAGAAGAAAGAAGAAAUGUGAGAAUCAGUGAAGACUCAAAAGUUUUUUCAAAUCUAAGAAAACCUAGACGAAAAUUUCUUCUUCUCCAUUGACAUAUUGUCAGUCUUUAUCAUCAUUUCUUCUGAUUAAAAAUUUUAAAACUUUAUGUUGAGUUAGAUUAAAUGUUCUUCUUUUUAAAAGUUCUAUUAAAUUUCAACAACAAAGUUAAAACAAUAGAGGAAAAGUAAAAUUUAUUUCAUAUUUUUCAUUCUUCAAAAAGAGAUCAAAAAUGUCUGAAAUUUUAUCUGUUGUAAACGGAAAAAAGAAGUCAAAAAAAGCUAGCAAUAUUGGAACUUCAUCCAGUAAUGAAAUCAUUUCUGGUUCCUUGAAUACAGCCAAAUCGCAAACGAAUCGUAUUGGGCCCCGCAUUUAUAAAUGUGUUAUUCUAGGCGAUGGAGGAGUUGGAAAAUCUGCUGUAACAUUGCAGUUUGUGUCGCAUAGUUUUCUUGAUUAUCAUGAUCCAACUAUUGAGGAUUCGUAUCAACAACAGGCAAUCAUUGAUGGAGAACCAGCUCUGUUGGAUAUUUUAGAUACUGCAGGCCAAGUUGAGUUUACAGCAAUGCGAGACCAAUAUAUGCGAUGUGGUGAAGGCUUUAUAAUAUGUUAUUCGAUAUGCGAUCGUCACAGUUUUCAAGAAGCAUCUGAAUACAGAAAACUGAUUGCUCGAGUGAGACUCACUGAAGAUAUUCCUUUAGUUCUUGUUGCCAACAAACUCGAUCUUCAAUCACAACGAAAAGUAUCUGUCGAAGAAGGAAAGGCUCUUGCCAUGCAAUUUGGAUGUCCAUUUUAUGAAACGUCUGCUGCUCUGCGUUGUAAUGUUGAUGAAGUUUUUUAUACUCUCGUUCGUGAAAUUAGGAGAAAAGAAGCUCAAAAGGUAGCCGCUGCAAAUUCAAACGAUACAAGCUCAGAAAAAAUUCCACCAUUAAGUCGUACAAAACGAAUUUGUUAUGUUCUUAAGCAGAAAGAAAUUCACAAAAUUUCAACACAUAAAAACGAUAAAGUAGAAAGCAAAUCUCAACAUUUAAUUUCAUCAAAUAAAAUCUUUUAUGAAACAGAAAUCUCAUUCACGUUAAAGAGUUUUGAUCAGCAUCCAAAAAUAUAUCUGACAAUACAUUGA